CUUCCCAGAACAAAGGAAGAUGUCCAAUGAACAGAGGUUGAUGCGAGAACUCACGGAGGAGUACGAGACUUCAGUGAGACCUGUAUACAGCGCCGCGGACGCAGUGGACAUUGGGCUCGGCUUGACCCUGACACAGAUUCUGGACUUGGACGAGAAAAACCAAGUGUUGACAACGAACGUGUGGCUCGAGGCGGAAUGGUACGACGAGAGACUGAACUGGAACUCGAGUCUGUACGGCGAUAUCACCUCCAUCAGGAUCCCAUGUGAGAAAAUAUGGCUGCCAGACAUCGUACUGUACAACAGCGUUGAUGAUUACACAUCCGGGUACAUGCCGAGCCUCGCUAUGGUGUAUAAUGACAGCCGGGUGUUCUGGGGGCCGGUUGUCAGGUUCCGCAGCUCGUGCAAGAUCGACAUCACAUUUUUCCCCUUCGACGACCAGCUGUGUAAACUAAAGCUUGGAUCGUGGGCCUAUAACGGUUUCCAGGUUGACGUUUGGAAUCGAUCCGACACCAUGGAUCUCUCCAACUUCGUCGACAACGGCGAAUGGGAACUGAUAGGAGUCAAGGUCCAGCGCAACGUCGUGAUAUACAACUGUUGCGACGAACCCUUCCCGGAUGUGACGUUUUACAUCCAUCUGCGCAGGCGCAUCAAGUACUACUUCAUGAACAUCAUCAUUCCCUGUAUCAUAUUGUCGUUCCUGUGUCUGGCCGGCUUCCUGCUGCCCCCCGAGAGCGGGGAGAAGAUCACCCUCGGGCUCUCAGUCCUCCUCACCAUCACCGUCUUCAUGCUCAUGGUGGCCGACAAGAUGCCGCAGACCUCCGAGUCAAUAUCAGUUAUUAGUAUAUAUUUGAUGGUUGUCCUGGCAACCAGCUGCCUGUCGGUCUUGUCCUCGGUGCUUGUCCUCGGCAUCCACCACCAGCGAGGACAGCCUAAGCACGUGCCGCACUGGCUGAAGAUCGUCAGCUUCAGCAUCCUUUCACCCGUGCUCUGCAUUAAAAAGCCAGCCCAACAUGUCAAGAGACGUCGGCAAGCCAACAAGGACAAGAAAACCUCUAAGAAGUGUCGCGUCGCCAUGGAAGAACAGGAGUUUGUGAAACUCGACCCACCCAAACCGGAUUCUAUAGAGCAAAUAGAAACGCCACCUAUGGAAGCAAGGGGAGGUCAGUCGUUGGAACGUCCCGUGCCAACCGUCAUGGAAUGUGUGUCGUCAAAUAAUUAUAGUUCUGUAGUGAGACAGCUGAUGAACCUCAUCCAUAAAAAACAUCUCGAUGAGUUGAAAGAGGACGAGAUUUUCCGAGAAUGGCGAGACGUUGCCUAUGUGCUGGAUAGGCUGCUGUUUGUGGUGUUUCUCUUCGCGACAGUCAUAUCGACCGUCUUCAUCCUGGAGAUGCGACCCGACACCAAGAAAUUCGACUCCAUCUGAGACACGUUUUUGUCUUUAUGUCGUGUUAUUGCAACAUGCAAUCGUUGCUACAGUGUGUUCUGUCAUGAGAUGCACCUGAAUCAACACGUGGGACAUUGGUAAUCGAACUCCCUCAUUCGGAGCAACUUCGGGAGUUUCCGUGACUCUCCGUACAGGGAGAUAUAUAUAAUAUCACAUGGAGAUCUUGUGAUAUAUAACUUCACAUUCCGUUCAUGGUUGUAUAUGAGAGAGCGUGUAUAGUCUAGUCCUGAGUGAGGUGUCGUGAGGUAGUACCCAAUCAUGAGAUUUGGCGUCUAGUUGUCUUUUGAACUAUAAAUGGUUUGGUGGAUGGCAUUCUAUAUACUGUAACCCCGUCAAUAUGGACAGUGAUAUUCAUCAAAUAAAGUUUGGUUUAGGGACCCUCAAUGCUAGUAGACUUCGAAAACAAAUGUCAGUUUUCACAUGAAAUGCACACACAGACGGACACGCACGCGCACUCAUACACACACGAUCACAGAAUCAUGCAUACAAACAUUCACACAUAAAUUAUCAGUAAUAUUUGUAUAAUUACGUAUGAACGUUGUUCCUCAACAAUAUGUCCGUGAGGCGGGUUUUCUGACACCCAAUGGACAACUGUUCUUCAAUGUCCUAAUGAUAACCAUUCCAAUUAUUCAUAUCAUGGGGAGAUAUGUUUCAGAGCAGCAAGCAUGCCAUUAUGUUGUUUACUGAUCCUCACCAGAAAACGCUGUUAAUAUGUCGGAUACAAACUCGUCGCCAGCCGAUGUGUCCGGACACCUCUUCCCCAACUCACAUAAUAUGACAUAUAUAUCUGAUUUUGUUUUAUUUAGGUGACGGGAGUAAUCUGCUUCCAUAUUAGGAUGAGUCACGUGGUGUCGUCAUUUCCGGCACGUGUGUCAUGUGUGUAUGAUGGCUGUAUCUAGUAAACUAACCUGGAAAACGUG
Molecule: messenger RNA, 2364 nt
Organism: Haliotis rubra (blacklip abalone)
Lineage: Eukaryota; Metazoa; Mollusca; Gastropoda; Lepetellida; Haliotidae
Product: neuronal acetylcholine receptor subunit alpha-10-like
Exons: 6
Coding region: 20-1423 (467 amino acids)
Biological process (GO): regulation of membrane potential; chemical synaptic transmission; signal transduction
Cellular component (GO): neuron projection; synapse; postsynaptic membrane
Molecular function (GO): acetylcholine-gated monoatomic cation-selective channel activity; transmembrane signaling receptor activity
Source: RefSeq, a predicted model, not a curated record